Microthlaspi erraticum is the source of this 402-nucleotide messenger RNA. NCBI's taxonomy places the organism in Eukaryota, Viridiplantae, Streptophyta, Magnoliopsida, Brassicales, Brassicaceae. The record is from the annotation of a GenBank genome assembly.
AUGAUGUUUAAUGGUGCUUCUCAGGGCAAUCCAAUUCCUUCUUCAAACUAUUAUGCAGCAUCCUGGUCUCCUCAACCUCAAUCCACCAUAUCAUUCAGUACUGCACCAGAUAAGAAGGUGCAUGUUCAAAGUUCUGUCAGGGUAGCAGAUCCAAGCUUUAGGCCAUUCAUGUCUCAAACUCCGCAUGUUACAAAUCAGCCGAUGCAGAGAAGGCAUUAUGGUCAGGCUUCUUCGUUUGGAAACAAGCACAGUGAGAUCGCUAAGAUAGUCCAGAAAGUUCUGCAACCACUGGUUAAACAAUACCCUUUGUGGAAUCCACCUUCAAGAGAUUAUAUGAGCACAGCAUUGGAAUGCCAGAUGUGUGGAAUUAUCAUCAGUGAACUGCACUCUACUGGUUUGUGA